AAAGAAAGUGCCAAGAAGAUGAGGUUAUUUCACUAGAGACAGAACCAAGAGAAGAUAUCAAGAAGAAGAAAGAAAAAAAAGGAAAUUUUGAUACAUUAGUUCAAGCAAUUCAUGCUAAUGGUUAUUCUAAUCAACUGGCUUGGCUUAGUACUUACAUCAAUGAUGAAGCAAAAGACAGAGAAUUGGACUCUGAAUGGGAAGAACUGUGUAUAGUACCUGUAGAACAAUCAACUGCUGAGGCAUUGGAAACUAAAGUAUUUAAUAAAUUAAUGAUAUCAAUCGAUCUAAUGCCACCCAGUGAGCAGGAAAUCUACUGGAGGAUUCCAUCGUCAAUGAGUCCGCACAAUCUACAAGCAAUUGCGGAAUCUUUAAAUGCACCUCAAGGGGACACUGAUAAUCUACUUACUUCUUCACCAGAAGAUGAAGAAGCACAAGACAUACAAAACAUGAGUACAAAUUCAAACACUACUACUUAUGGAGCUGUAUCUUGGUCAGACGAUGAGGAUGACAAUUCACACCUUGCAUUAGCUAAUGAUAGAGAUCCUUCAUGGAGUCCCUCAGAAGCACGAAAACGAUUACCAAAGGAAAGAGAAGCGAAACAACCACCACCAAAGAGAAUUAGAGUCAGAACCCAAUUUGAUUCAGACGACGGCAAUGAUGAUGAUGAAGUGAACAUUUGUAGAUCUAUUUCUAGAGAAAGAGAUGAGCCACAUUGUCAUAAGAGGAAUGCUAGAACAGAUCACAUACAGCCAUAGAUGGUGGUACAUGUCAUCCGUUUUUCUCUGAAUUAACUUUGUUA
Amphimedon queenslandica is the source of this 799-nucleotide messenger RNA. RefSeq lists its product as uncharacterized. The transcript has 6 exons. NCBI's taxonomy places the organism in Eukaryota, Metazoa, Porifera, Demospongiae, Haplosclerida, Niphatidae. The coding region runs from base 270 to 755 and encodes 161 amino acids. The record is from RefSeq and is a predicted model, not a curated record.